Molecule: messenger RNA, 1072 nt
Organism: Astrephomene gubernaculifera
Lineage: Eukaryota; Viridiplantae; Chlorophyta; Chlorophyceae; Chlamydomonadales; Astrephomenaceae
Source: the annotation of a GenBank genome assembly
AAUUGUUCAUUUUAAGAUAGCCGCGCUCAAAGCGUAUUCCUUGGGUGAUCUGGCUGUAACGCUCUAGCUCGGCAACACGAGAAUGUCUUUGGAUAAGGUUUUGCAGGAGCUGGCCUCUGAGGGCACGCCUAAGCUGAAGCACAUUGACCAAGUUGCAGAUCGCUCGACACCUGCGAUAGGACCAGAUGCUCAUGUUGGCCACUGGGAUAAGGGCCAGUUCCUGAAGGAAGUUGAAAGCGGCUGUCCGCUGAAGCACGUGGAGGACCCGAAAGACCGCAGCGAGCCCCGUAUUGAAGGCAAGUGCACCCGCAUCAUCCCCCACUUCCAUCAUACCUCCACUUCCAUACCUGCAACAAGCCGCGGCCACCUCUCGUGGAUACCCACUAACGCUUGCGCCUCCCUUCUUGCACCUGCAGCAGACGUGCAGCUGCAUCCCUCCAACCGCGCAGCCCACCUGGCAGAGGUGAAGGCGCUGGGAGGGCACCACGCGCUGCUCAGCGAGCUCAGCGCCGCCAGCCAGGCGGGCGGGCCCGCGCUGGCUCACGUGGAGGCGCCCGCGGACCGCAGCGCGCCUGUGGUGGAGGGAGCGCAUGUGGGGAAGUGGGACAAGAGCGGCUUCCUGCAGGAGAUCCAGUCGCCCCCGCAGCUCAAGCACGUGGAGCGCACCGCCGAUCGAAGCGUGCCCAAGGUCGAGCCCGGCGUGCAGGUGAAGCGCAACAGCCACCACGAGCUGCUGAGCGAGAUCAGGACCAGCAGCCCGCAGGCGCUGCGACAUGUACAGGACACGGCGGACCGCAGCGAGCCCCGGGUGACCCACACGGCCGCACUCCGGGUGACCGCCGAGCGGCAGUGAUGCGGUGGUGGCACCCAUACACAUGCACCCACUUCGUCGUGCUGCCGCUGCUGCUGUGCGACUGUGGGUGGUGGAAUGUACAACGUGCGGUACACGUCACGUGUGCCACCAUGUCGGUAGAUUGACUAUUCGCAGGAGCUUGUGCUUGUGCAAGGAGGGCGCCGGAGGAGAAAACCGCCAUAGGUUGCCGGCAUAACUGUGCGGCCAGUUUUUGUAAGA